Molecule: messenger RNA, 1842 nt
Organism: Cryphonectria parasitica EP155
Lineage: Eukaryota; Fungi; Ascomycota; Sordariomycetes; Diaporthales; Cryphonectriaceae
Gene: ARG-2
Product: cellular response to amino acid starvation
Exons: 6
Coding region: 237-1631 (464 amino acids)
Biological process (GO): L-arginine biosynthetic process; L-glutamine metabolic process; 'de novo' pyrimidine nucleobase biosynthetic process
Cellular component (GO): carbamoyl-phosphate synthase complex; cytoplasm
Molecular function (GO): carbamoyl-phosphate synthase (glutamine-hydrolyzing) activity
Source: RefSeq, a predicted model, not a curated record
ACACCCACAGCCAUAAGACACUCAACCACACACCCUCUUCCACCUCACAGCAUCAAUGCUUCAAAUCUGAUCACAACCCUCCUGUUUACCCCAGACAAUCAGCCCUUAUGAACGGGCGCCCGUCAGAGUUUACCUCUCAGGACUAUCUCUCAGACCAUCUGUGGAGGUCUCUCACAGCUUGAAGCUGCUCUACUGCCAACCUGCCCUGAACAUCUACCACCUGAAACCUAAACGACAUGUUCUCUCGCGUCUUCGUCGCCGCCGCCGGUAAGCCUUCGGCCACCGGUGCCGCAGGCAUGGCGCUCCGUUUCCGCCCCUUUGUGGGCCAGGCUCGAUUCGCGAGCAAGCAGGCAUUUGCUGGCAGCAAGGGAAGGGAGAUGCCGAUCCGCAGGUCUCGGGCUACGGCUCCUGUGGACGGCCUCGAUGCCACCUUCACUAUCCGGGAUGGUCCCGUCUUCCAUGGCACUGCUUUUGGCGCCAACUCCAACAUCUCCGGAGAGGCCGUCUUUACCACCUCCCUGGUCGGUUACCCUGAAUCUAUGACCGAUCCCUCAUAUCGUGGCCAAAUCUUGGUCUUCACCCAGCCUCUCAUCGGCAACUACGGUGUCCCCUCGAAUGUCCGCGACAAGUACAACCUUUUGCAGUACUUCGAGUCCCCUCACAUCCAGUGCGCUGGAAUUGUUGUGUCGGAUGUGGCUAAGAAAUACAGCCAUUGGACUGCUGUGGAGAGCUUGGGCGACUGGUGCGCGAGGGAGGGAGUGCCCGCCAUUUCCGGUGUCGACACUCGUGCUAUUGUCACACAUCUUCGGGAGCAGGGCUCCUCUCUGGCAAGGAUCUCCAUUGGUGACGAGUACGAUGCCGACGAGGACGAAAGCUUCACCGACCCCGGCCAGAUCAACCUCGUGAAGAAGGUGAGCACCAAGGCGCCCUUUGUCGUCUCAGCACCCAACUCCACCUUCCACGUGGCUUUGAUCGACUGCGGAGUGAAGGAGAACAUCCUGCGCAGCCUGAUCAGUCGAGGAGCGACUGUGACGGUUCUGCCGUACAACUACCCGGUCCACAAGGUCGCAGACGAGGUGGAUGGCGUCUUCAUCUCCAACGGCCCAGGUGACCCGACUCACUGCCAGGAUACCAUCUACAACCUCGCUCGGUUGAUCGAGACUUCGUCAGUUCCGAUCAUGGGAAUCUGCCUGGGUCACCAACUGCUGGCCCUGGCCACGGGUGCUCGCACGAUCAAGAUGAAGUACGGCAACCGUGCACACAACAUUCCGGCUCUGGAUUUGACUACGGGUCAAUGCCAUAUCACGAGCCAGAACCACGGCUACGCUGUCGACACCAGCACACUGCACCCUGACUUCAAGGAGUACUUUGUCAAUCUGAACGACGGGAGUAAUGAGGGGAUGAUGCACAAGACUCGACCGAUUUUCUCAACGCAGUUCCAUCCUGAGGCUAAGGGCGGUCCCAUGGACAGCUCGUACCUCUUUGAUCGGUACCUCCAGGACGUGAAGACGUUCAAGGAUAGCCAGAAGGUGUACAAGGACAACCGGCCAUCUGGUCUUCUCCUGGAGCUCUUGUCCAAGGAGCGUGUUGGAGUUGAGCCGGCCUUUUUCAACGAGGCCACUGCCGCUUAGGAGAAAUCAAAGCGAGUUUAACAGCAUCGGGAGCUGGAACUGGAGCCGAGACUUGGCACAGUAGGAAGCUCAAGAAUGUGAGAAGACCUUUGGGGAAGAGAUGCAGCAAGUGAAGGUCGAAAAUUUUGAUUUCAGUGGCCUCUUUUCUUUAGCGAACACAGUGAUGAUAGUUUAGCAUACGAUAAUGCAACCAGUGCUUUGAGUCACUCGC